Guyanagaster necrorhizus is the source of this 4349-nucleotide messenger RNA. RefSeq lists its product as uncharacterized. The transcript has 12 exons. Gene Ontology annotation, molecular function: histone binding; ATP binding. The record is from RefSeq and is a predicted model, not a curated record. Gene Ontology annotation, biological process: regulation of DNA-templated transcription. Lineage: Eukaryota; Fungi; Basidiomycota; Agaricomycetes; Agaricales; Physalacriaceae. The coding region runs from base 1 to 4248 and encodes 1415 amino acids. Gene Ontology annotation, cellular component: nucleus.
AUGUCGGCUCCUAUGUUGGGCAACGCCUGGCAUGCAGGAGUUGCAGCAACUCAUUCUGGUACGUCUCUCCGCUGUACUCGCUGCCCUCGAUAUACUCAAAACGUCCCCUCAUCUUACCUUCAGCGAGCCAAUUUUCUCAGAAAGAAUCCUACCGAGCAGAAAACUCCGAACGAGCUCGAUAAUCUAGUCAAAUACAUCCAGAGUUCUUUGGUUAACGGCAAUGGUAUUACUAAUGGAUCUACGCCUGUAGUUGCUCCUCCGGUCCCCCCUCAUACUCCCGUCUCUUUCACCUCCGACCAGAUAAGCGUUCUCCGUGCUCAAAUAUCAGCCUUCAAACUUCUCAGUCGGCAUCUGCCUGUGCCCGAAAAUGUACAGCAAGCCAUGCAGGUGCAUAGUGCUGUAGACGAGAAACGGCUCCAGUCCCCCGAUCUCACUUCUCGAGCCGCUGACAGCGCUGUGAAGGUGCCAAAAGGCGAGUCAGGGACACCUGUGCUCGAUAAUAGCAAGUCAGAGGAACCGGAAGAAAUAGAGAUUGAUCCCGCCGACCUACCCAAAGGGCCAUUUCUCGAGGACGAUGUCAACUCGGGUAUAUACCCUUAUAAUGCGUAUAGACACCCUUUUUCCCACCUCAAGCACGGGCCCGAGACCGAUAAAACCAUGUUUUCCACUCGACUGCAGCGCCUACUCAUUCCCACCAUUAUGCCCGCCGGCCUUGACGCUAACCAGAUAUUGGCCGAACGUGACCUUUUCAUUGAAAACCGCAUCCAGCAGCGAAUCAGGGAACUGGAAGCGCUUCCUUCUACGAUGGGGGAUGGAGGCUUAGUUCCAGGCGUUGACAUUGACGAGAUGGUCAAAGGCGAGAAGGAGAACACUGCGGCUAAUGAUGCUCAUCUUGGAAACCUUAUACAUCCGAGUGCCACAUCCCAUGGUAAGUUCCGUGCCAUGAUCGAGCUCAAGUCGUUGCGUCUCGUGGAAAAGCAAAGGGCCAUGCGCGCUCUCGUGGCCGAACGACUUACCCAUGGAUCUCUCCUUCCGCUUAACCGAGUCGACUUCAAGCGCACUCGGAAGCCGCAUCCCAAAGAUGCGCGUAUGACUGAGCAGCUCGAACGAAGGCAACGCGCCGAUCGCGAGCGCCGUGCGAAGCACAAACAUGUUGAGCAGCUCAACGUUAUCACAGCUCAUGGACGCGAAGUGAUUGCCGUAAACCGCGCAGCUCAAGAACGGGUUCUGAGAAUUGGGCGGGCCGUUUUGAGCUACCAUGUUCAUACAGAGAAGGAGGAACAGAAGAGGAUCGAGAGGAUCUCGAAAGAACGUUUGAAAGCGCUAAAGGCAGACGACGAAGAAGCGUACAUGAAACUCAUUGACACAGCCAAGGACACUAGGAUCACGCACCUCUUAAGACAGACGGAUGCGUACCUUGACUCCCUUGCUCAGGCCGUCGUCGCUCAGCAGAAUGAAGGUGGUCCACAAGAACACUUUCAAUUUGAGGUGGAAGAUGGUCCAGCAACAGAGGCUACAUUCGGUGCACAGAUUUCGGAAGAUGCCAAUGAAGACAAGGCUAAGGUAGAUUACUACGCCGUUGCCCAUCGUAUAUCCGAGAAGGUCACGAGGCAGCCUUCUAUACUGGUUGGUGGAACAUUAAAAGAGUAUCAGUUGAAGGGGCUGCAGUGGAUGGUGAGCUUAUAUAACAACAGACUUAAUGGUAUUUUGGCAGACGAAAUGGGUCUCGGAAAGACAAUUCAGACUAUAUCCCUGAUUUCGUUCCUCAUCGAAGUCAAACGACAACGCGGUCCUUAUCUCGUUAUUGUCCCUCUUUCCACCAUGACGAACUGGUCGGGAGAAUUUGCCAAAUGGGCACCGUCCAUCAGGACCGUGUCGUACAAAGGCAAUCCAGCUCAGCGCCGUGCUUUACAGGGUGACCUUCGGGUGGGGCAAUUUCAAGUCUUGCUCACUACGUAUGAGUAUAUCAUCAAAGAUCGACCUCAUCUCAGCAAGUUAAAAUGGCUUCAUAUGAUCAUCGAUGAGGGUCACCGUAUGAAAAACACCCAAAGCAAACUUUCUCAAACUCUCACCACUUACUACCACACCCGAUAUCGCCUCAUUCUCACUGGUACGCCCUUGCAGAACAAUCUUCCAGAAUUGUGGUCUUUGCUGAAUUUCGUCCUUCCCAAAAUCUUCAAUUCCGUAAAGUCAUUUGACGAAUGGUUUAACACUCCCUUUGCCAACUCUGGAACGGGUGACAAGAUAGAACUGAACGAAGAAGAGGCUCUUCUCAUUAUCCGUCGUCUCCACAAAGUGCUUCGUCCUUUCUUAUUGAGGCGAUUGAAGAAGGACGUCGAAAGCGAGCUACCAGACAAGGUUGAAAAGGUCAUAAAGGUCAGGAUGAGUGCUUUGCAAAGUCAGCUCUAUAAGCAGAUGAAGAAGCACAAAAUGAUUGCAGACGGAAAAGACGCCAAAGGCAAAUCGGGUGGCGUGAAGGGUUUGAGCAACGAGCUGAUGCAGCUGCGAAAGAUCUGUCAACAUCCUUUCCUAUUUGAAAGCGUAGAGGACAAAGUCAAUCCCAGCCAGAUUAUUGACGAUAAACUCAUUCGGACGUCCGGAAAGAUCGAGUUGCUUAGUCGUGUCUUGCCGAAAUUCUUUGCGGCAGAUCACAGAGUCCUCGUUUUCUUUCAGAUGACCAAAGUAAUGGAUAUCAUGGAGGACUUCUUGAAGAUGAUGGGAUGGAAAUAUCUUCGGUUGGAUGGUGGCACCAAAACAGAAGAGCGUGCAUCAUAUGUCCAGAUGUUCAAUGCAAAAGAUUCGGAGUACAAGGUGUUCAUUCUGUCGACAAGGGCUGGCGGCCUGGGCCUGAACUUGCAGACUGCUGAUACGGUUAUCAUGAACCCUCAUGCUGACUUACAAGCUCAAGAUCGUGCACAUCGUAUCGGUCAGACCCGUGCCGUGCUCAUCCUCCGAUUCAUCACAGAGAAGAGUGUGGAAGAAGCCAUGUACCAGCGCGCCCGCUAUAAAUUGGAUAUUGACGACAAGGUCAUUCAAGCUGGUCGUUUCGAUAACAAAUCCACGCAAGAAGAGCAGGAAGAGUUUUUGCGUUCGAUCCUUGAGGCGGAUCAAGAAGAAGAAAAUGAAGAGGCUGGUGACAUGAACGACGAAGAGCUCAAUGCGCUGAUCGCUCGUAGUGAAGAGGAAGGGGAAAUCUUUCGGCAAAUGGAUAUUCAGCGCGAACGUGAAGCUCAAGAGAAGUGGCGAGCUCAGGGAAAACGCGGCAAGGCACCACCUCCUUUGAUACAAAUCGAAGAGCUUCCCGAAUGCUAUCAAACUGACGAGCCCUUCGAGGCCAAAGACACCGAAGAGAUAUUUGAAGGUCGCGGCCAGCGUCGCAGGAAUGUUGUGAGUUAUAAUGAUGGCCUUAGUGAUGACGCAUGGGCGAGAGCUCUGGAAGAUGGCGAAGAUCUUGAAGAGCUUAGCGAGCGGCCGCGGAAGACGCGAAACAUCGCCAAGUUCAUGCGAGAAGGAGAAGCGUCUGGUCGAGGGACACCAGUCUCUGACCUGGAUUCUCGAUCCCGUAAGGGGCGCAAAGGUAAGGCCAAAGCACAAGACUAUGAGCCUCCAAUUGGUUCUAAGCGGAAGCGGGGGGUGAAAGCGAUGUCAAUAACUCCAUCCGCCGCAGGAGAUGAUGAGGACGACGACCGAAUAAGCAAACGCCGGAAGACGAAGACGAACGAUAUUUCUUCUUCGCUACGAGAGCGGAUGAAAAGGGCGUUUGAAGAAUGCUAUGAUGCUGUGUAUGACUGCGAGGCUGAAGAUGGUCGGACUCGGCGCGACCUAUUCCUCCAACUCCCGGCUAAAAAGACAUAUCCCGAUUACUAUCAACUCAUCUCCAGACCUAUCUGCAUGUCACAAAUCCAGAAGCGAAGCCAAGGGUCGUACUACAAGACUGUUCAGCAAUUCAGAGAUGACUGGAAGCUCAUGUUCAACAAUGCGCGCACUUAUAAUCAAGAAGGCUCAUGGGUCUAUAAUGAUGCGGAGGAAAUGGAGAAGGUCUUUGAUGCCACGUAUGAACGGGUUAUAGUUGGCUCGGGUCUACCUGGAGCUCCAUUAUCGGGAUCGUACGAUUCUGCCUUGACACCUAUGGACGACGAUGAACGUCCGCCGCCUCCAGUGCGUUCCAGGAGUACAGGGCGCAAGCAGGUGCUCAGUGACGAGGAGGGCGAUGAUCCGGAGUACCUGACUCCAAGCGACGACGAUUGAUGCAUUCUUCCACUUUCUCCUUGUCAAAUAUUUGUAGCGUUAUUGUAAACCGUAUCUCUGGAUUUUGAUUCGCCUGAUCCAUACUUAUUCGCUGUUGACUU